This is a messenger RNA of Aspergillus uvarum CBS 121591, 1239 nucleotides long. RefSeq names its product CUE domain-containing protein. Bases 196 to 762 code for a protein of 188 amino acids. The record is from RefSeq and is a predicted model, not a curated record. NCBI's taxonomy places the organism in Eukaryota, Fungi, Ascomycota, Eurotiomycetes, Eurotiales, Aspergillaceae. Gene Ontology annotation, molecular function: ubiquitin binding. The transcript is spliced from 2 exons.
CUUAACCAACACCCCCUCUCUGAAAGCGUCUCCACCCGGUAUUUACCUUUUUAGCGACAAUUUGCCCCUGUUGCGGGUGACGUGAGGCCAGAGUUAUUCUUCCACUCAUUUUCGGCGAUUUCGCGCCUCUCACAUCUGAUAUCCCUCCGUCCUCAACACUGACGCAGUCCCCUCCUUCACACGUGACCCAUCACCAUGCCUGACGAAGAACCGUCCCUGAACAUCCCCUCCCUUCUCACCCUUGCCGUGGUCUCUUUCUUCGUGAUCCGAUGGUUCUUCAACCGUGACGGAGAUGCUGGGGCCGGUACCGGUCGCAGCCGCACGCGAGGAAAUGGCGUCGAUCCAGCCCACGUCGAGCAGAUCUCACAGAUGUUUCCUCAGCUCAGCCAUCGCGAGAUCAUGUGGGACUUACAGCGCAACGGGGGGAACAUGGCCGCUACUACGGAAAGAAUCCUUACGGGCCGUGGCCUAGAAGUGCCCCCUCCAUCGUUUCAACCCCAGGUCGCCAUCCCCACCCCCACCGCGCCAGCACAGCCCGCCACCGCGGCGCCCAAGGCGGACGGCCAGGACCUGAUCUCUCGGUACAACCUGCGCGCGAAAGUCGGCACCGACGAGGACGCCGCGGCCUCACAGGCUCAGUCUUCCACGGGUUGGUCGCAGAGCAAGGAGGAGCGACAGCGCUUGCUCCAGAAGCGCAGGGAUGAUAUGAUCUUGGCGGCACGGAGGAAGAUGAUGCAGAAGGACCAGACGGUUGCUCAAUGAGGUCCCCUUUUUCUGAUGUGGCUCUGCGCGCAGGCCCCCCCCCCCCCUCUCUCCUAUUCGCUAUUCUUCGUUGUGACUUAGCACGGCCUGCAUAUAUGCAUGGGAUCGUUUGUGGGCUUUCAUUGCUUUAGGCUUCCAGUCAAAUUUGGAUUCUCCUUUCCCUCUUUUCUUUUCUUUUUUUUUGUGACCUGGCUUUUUUCUAGCUCUCGUCAUUAGUUUUAUACCUUUGUUUUUUGUCGGCGUUGAGGAUGGUUCAAGAUUUGAUCAAUGCUGACAGUGCCUCUUCGGCUCGGCAUCCACAUUUCCCAUGUUUCUUUCAGGAUGAUGGUGUUGACUUUACUCAUGUUGCUGUUCCUUUCGGACAGGCUUGCAGGGCGCGCCUUGUUCACACAGGGGGUUCGUAUCAUUUCUACGUAAAUGGACCAGAUUGAUAUGCACUGUAUGCGGUAUAGUAAAUCUGUCAAAAAUGAAUACCAG